AUGGAUGAGAAGAGGAAAAGGAGGAAACAGCACUCAAAGCAGCCGACUCCGCAGCUGAAUAGCUCGAAGUAUCCGUGGCUGCCCUUCCCGAGAAGAACAGACAAGUGGAACGAGCUGAGCGAAGAGGUGUUCUGUACGUGCCGUGAGCCUGAUACCGGAGAGCUCAUGGUUGGCUGCGAUGGCUGUGAUGAUUGGUUCCACUUCAAAUGUGUCAGGCUGGAUGUUCGGUACUCGAAGCUCAUUGCGAAGUACUACUGUCCGUACUGUGAUCUGGAAGGCAAGGGCUGUACGCUGUGGAAGAGAAAGUGUCGCUUACCACAGUGUUACAGUCCCAUAAGGGACAACAACACCAAGUACUGUUCCGAAGAACACGGCGUUGAGUUCAUGAAGCUUGUGCUGAGUAAGCUACAAAAGCCCGUUGAUGUUGGCGCAAUGUCGCAAAUCGUCAAGGGUGUGGGUUCCUUUGAAGCGUUCCAAGCCGUUGGUGAUACGCUGCCGCUGUUGGCUGAGGACGCUGUUUCGAACGAUCCAAGGUUACGGCACGUGGAUCAGAGCGUUGAUAACUUGAACAAACAAAGAGAGGAACAACUCCAAAGGCGAAAGCUGCUGGUGAAGACGAAGGAAAACUUGAAGAGACUCAACGAUGAGCUGUCUUUGAACAAGAAGAAGAUAACGGUGUGUGGGUUUGAUCCCCUGCUGAGGGACGAUGAGCAACAUGGAGAGGAUGCACUCUCCACAAACGAUAUCCAACUGUUGAAAAGGUUGUAUGAAGGUGACGAAGAGAACACGACACAGGUCUGUCUAUUGGACAAGAGGAAGUGCCAAAGGCAUAACGGUUGGCAGUCCAUCUUACCCGAUGAGAUUGAGAAUAACAUAUACAAAAUUGAUGAGCAAGUGAGCUCGCUGAAGUUGCAGAGGGAUAAGCUGAUCAGUGUGAUGAGCAGAGACCAUUAUGAGGCUUUACUACGUGGAUAG
Williopsis jadinii is the source of this 975-nucleotide messenger RNA. RefSeq names its product Spp1p (gene SPP1). Gene Ontology annotation, cellular component: Set1C/COMPASS complex. Bases 1 to 975 code for a protein of 324 amino acids. NCBI's taxonomy places the organism in Eukaryota, Fungi, Ascomycota, Saccharomycetes, Phaffomycetales, Wickerhamomycetaceae. Gene Ontology annotation, biological process: positive regulation of DNA-templated transcription. The record is from RefSeq and is a predicted model, not a curated record. The transcript has a single exon.